UCUGUUCAGCUCCCCUCCUCCUCCUCCUCUUCCUCCUCCUCCUGUCCAUAGAAACUGUGCAGCUUCAGCCAGCAGCGCGUCAGACGCGCUCACACCAGUUACCAGUCGGUCCCACACUUCACAGUAACUCUGCGGCUCCAACUUUGGUUUCACAAACUUCACCUGGUUUCGAUACCAUGCUGGAUUAAGCCCAUUAAUGGUUGUUAUUCGACCAAAAACGGAUUUGUUUGACUACAAUGAGCGCACUCUGCAGCAGAUCCACUGAUUAGAGGGGAGGGAUCAGUUUCAACAGGGCUGCAGUGUUUGCACUGUGUGACCUGAAAAGGCUUGGACAGAGGUAGCGAAGAGGUCACAGACAAAUCAUUUAGCGCCAUGGAUAUCGGCAACGAUGUGGAUCUGUCCAAUAAAAACAUCACCCCGUUGUGGAAACGCCGCACGGACGGUUGUAAAAAAGCCCAGGACUCGAGCAAACCCAAACCGCGACCCUUCAGUUACCACACCAACGGGGUCAUGACGACGGACUUCCCCGUCGCGGAAGACAAAAGGUGCUCCUUCACCUUGAGCCAGCCCGCUGAGAGGCUGGUGGUUGCGCCCCCGAGUUGGGGCAAGAACACCGUGGUGUUGAAGCACAUUCUGCACAAACCCUCCAAGAAGUCCCGAGUUGUCCGGAGUAUCAGCAUCGGACACCUCUCCAACGGACUCUUCUCGCUGUCCAAAUUUAGGUCUGAGGACAACAGAUCCGCCUCGCUGGACAAUAGAGUGCGUAAUGGAGACAAUGGGAAAAACGGUAAUGGUAUGGCGGUAUGGCAGGAAAGGCGUCUCCAGGACCCUCAGAAACGCAUGUCCAGCCCGUUCGGCUCGCGGAAAGAGCAGAUAGCAUUUGGGAGGAGUUCACCCUCAACUGAAGCUCUUAACUCUUCUCCUGUCCUGUCUCCACACACCCCCAACAACAACAACAACAAUCACCAUGAACUGUCCUCCCAUUCGUCCGCAUCCAGCCCCUCUCCUCCAGCCCGGCGUACCCCCACUCCCUCCCACAGCUCCACCUCCAGCAUCCCCUCCCUCUCUUCCCUCACCUCCUCAGACCCCCCAACCCCACGUUCCAUGUCACCAGCAGACAGAGGACAAGCGCCCCUUAGACCAUCUUCAUUCUCGCCCGCCUCCUCACAGGACGCCAGGCAUGCCUCUUCCUGUUCUUCCAUGUCCUCCACCUCCCCCUCUCCCUCGCUUUCCCCAUCCAUCUCUCCCUCCAUCCUACUCAGCACCCACAGCCCCGCUGCCCUGAAGAUGGGCACCCAGCAGCUCAUCCCCAAGGGCUUAGCGUCCGACAUCCGACAGAGCAAAGCGGCGCCUCCUUCUGAGCCGCAAGGACAAGGUUUGGCAGGGCUGCUGGGGUUGGAUCAUUCCAAGCGAGCGUUGAAAACCCUCAGCAUGGUAGAAACGGGGGCCUUCUUUUCUACAGGAGGGAGCCGCGGUGAGGCGACGGAUGGGGAAAGUGAGAGCCCUGGGACACUAACGAGAGGCUUGAGGAGUACGUCCUACAGGAGGGCAGUUGUUAGUGGAGUAGACUUGGAGGUCCCAUCGGUAGAUCCCAAGGCCCAUCGUUUGUCCCAGCCGGUCAUCAGAUGGCUAGAUGAGGAAAAACUAGCUUCACCAGUCGGCCCUGCAAGUCCUGGUACUGUAAGUCUUACCAGCCCUGGAACUGUCAAGCCUGCCAGCCCUGGGACACCCAAACUCGCCAGCCCUGGGACACCAAAACUUGCCAGCCCUGGGACACCCAAACUCGCCAGCCCUGGGACACCAAAACUUACCAGCCCUGGGACACCAAAACAUGCCAGCCCUGUGUUCGCCAAACUCACCAGCCCUGUGUUACCCAAACUUGCCAGCCCCAGGAUUUCAAAGCCUGCUAGCCCUGGGAAAGAAAAGCCUACCAGCACUGGGAAGAACAAGAUUCCAGAUAAGAGGAAAGUUUUGACCAGUCAGCGGACAUUUGACAGCGAGGAGGAGGAGCUGUACCAGAACUACCAGGAGAAGGCGUUGCAUAAUGACUCGGAUGAGGAUGCCGAUUCCAAAGAACCCAAACCCGAUAGCGGCAUCGUGGUGCAGUAUAGACCCAUACGCACCUCCUGGAGCCAGCUCAGUGUGGUCAAGAAAAGUGGUCUUUCUGAGCGGAUGAGUCAGGAGGAACGCAAAAGACAAGAGGCCAUUUUUGAGGUGAUCUCAUCAGAGCACUCCUACCUCCACAGUCUGGAGAUCCUGAUCCGCAUGUUCAAGAACUCUGCAGAGCUCAGAGAGUCCAUUACCAAGACCGAACACCACCACCUCUUCUCCAACAUCACCGACGUCUGCGAGGCUAGCAAAAAGUUCUUUAAGGAACUGGAGGAAAGGCACCAGCAGAACAUCGUGAUCGACGACAUCAGCGACAUCAUGGACAAGCACUCUCAGUCCAACUUCGAUCCCUUCGUGACGUACUGCUCCAACGAGGUCUACCAGCAGAGGACCCUGCAGAGGCUGGUCUCCAAGAAUCCCGUUUUUAAGGAGGUGCUGACCCGGAUAGAGAGCCACCCAGACUGCAGGAACCUCCCCAUGAUCUCCUUCCUUAUCCUACCCAUGCAGAGGAUCACUCGCCUGCCUCUGCUCAUGGAUACAAUUUGUCAGAAGACACCUAAAGACUCGGCACAAUAUGAAGAGUGCAAGAGGGCUUUACAAGCAGUCAGCAAGGUGGUGAGAAAGUGUAAUGAAGGAGCUCGCAGAAUGGAGAGAACAGAGAUGAUGUACACCAUCAACUCUCAGCUGGAGUUCAAGAUCAAGCCGUUCCCCCUGGUCUCGUCCUCCAGGUGGAUGGUAAAAAGAGGAGAGCUGACCGCGUUUGUGGAGGAUAACGGCAUCUUCCUCAAGCGGACGGCGCGACAACAGGUCUAUUUCUUCCUCUUCAACGACGUCUUCAUUGUCACCAGGAAGAAGAGCGAGGACAGCUACGCCGUGAUCGACUACGCUCUGAGGGACCAGAUCUGGGUGGGUUCCUGCCAGCCAGAGGACCUCGCCCUGUCGCCGGUCAGGAGCACCGCCAGCAUGCUGAGCUCACGGCAAGCCGGCGCCAACCACCUUUUCUGUUUGCGCUUCCGCAGCAACCACUCCGGUGAAAAGGUGCCCAUGAUCCUGGGGACGGAGCUGCUGAACGAGCGUGCUCGGUGGAUCAGCGCUCUGGGCCAGAAUGUCAACAACAACAAGAGUCAGGACAGAACCAAUGUCAUGCAGGUGGAGGUGAUCAGAACUUACACAGCCAAGCAGCCGGAUGAGUUGUCCCUGCAGGUGGCUGAUGUGGUGCUGGUCUCGCAGACUGUAGAAGACGGCUGGUAUGAAGGCGAGCGGCUGCGCGACGGAGAACGGGGGUGGUUCCUCGCCGAGUGCGCCCAGCCAAUCACGUGCCAGGCCACCAUCGAGCGCAACAUGCAGAGGAUGGACCGCCUGCAGGGGUUGGAGACGAACGUGUGAGAGCGGAUGAGAGCGCCGCUUCAACCACAGAGGGCUUUUCUCAGCUGGUAGAGAUCCGUUGACUCACCGGUGACCUUCCCUUUUUUUAAGAAGUGAAUGAGUUACAACAUCAGUGACCUGCCUUCAGGGACUCUGAGGGGGCUGGUGGACUGUUUACAGCGGGUUAAAGAUGAAGCCAUAACUCUUUAAGACUUCUUGCUCAGCGUCCAUGAAAUAUCUUAGUUUCAAAGCAAAGCCGGGAACAAACACAGCAGACGAACAGAGAUCUUCUUUAAUCACCGAUCGGCCCCUGUGUGGGUGGGAUCUGUCACAUUCAUUAAUUCACACCCACUGCCGGAGUCACUGCUUUCAACACUCCGCUACAUAACAACUGUUUGUGUGAAAUUUGUAAUUUUUGUUAUUUUUUUUCCCAAACAUAUUGAGUGUAAGGUGAUGUGCGGUGUAAUAACGGAGACCACGGUAUCCGCUAUAGGAGGCAAGGUAGAGCAAAAUAGUGUGAAAAUGACAGCAGCCUGAUAAUGAGGAUCACGCCAUGUAAUUAGAAGCUUUCUGCAACUGUGAAGAUGUUGAUUAUGAAAGUGCUAAUAAGGCAGGACGGUGGGGAUUGGCAGCUUCUUUAAAGUGUGUGGGUUAGUGUAGAAAUCCUGUUUCAUUAGCAUCUGAUGACAAGUUAAAUACAAUAGGGUGUACGUUUGAGUCGCAGAAGAAAAAAACAUGAAUUGUCUUGACGCUUUUGUGUAAAUAAUAGUCCUAAUGAAUUGGAUGAUAAGAAUUACAGUCCUCUGGGAGGUAUAAUCUCAUGUUUCAUCCACAGGUUAAGCACAAGGGCCAGUAUCUGUUCUCCGCCUUGCCGUUUGUCACCGGUUAAUGUCACCGCCGUGAAUCAGACUCUACAUUUGUGUCACAAACGCCGUUUUUUUUUUUUUCUCCCCUAUCCACUCAAUGAGUUUGGACAGCCUGAAAUAUCACGCACACUCGAUGCCAGCCAGGGGGGGGGGUGUAUUUAAAAAUAUCCCCCUCAGGAUUUAUAUCUGUGAUGUUCCAGAGGCAAGCUGAAUUAAUUUGUGCUGCUGCUGCUGAUGGUGCGACCGGAAGAAGAGAGCACCCCUGCUUUUAAUGUGAUUGUCCGACGUGAGUCAUCUUUUUUUUUUUUGUGUUGCCAAGCCGAACUAAAUGGAUGGCUUUGGUCAACGUGAGAUGAUAACACCAUAUAUCAAGCCCAAUGCUCUGGCCCCGGCCCAAAUGACAACCACAAACUGUUGAGCUACACGAAGCGAGGUGUGACGGUUAGCGGGCAGAGCGCUCAGCGGGGAAGGACACGAGAACCCCGGAAGAAGCUUUGCAUUUGCACUCAGGGAAAACUACACAUCUAAGCAUGAAUUGAUCUUCAUUUCAAUCACUUCCUGUACUUUGUAACUAUUGUGAAUAACCUGUGAACAUGUAAAUAUGUAAAACAGCCUGAAUUGUAACAUAUGUUUUUCCAAAAUACAGAUUUAUAUUGCAGAAACUUGUUUAGUCAACCUUGUAUAUUUCAACCAGUCACUAUAAAUAAAAUCUCAAUUGCUUGGUA
Molecule: messenger RNA, 5065 nt
Organism: Sebastes umbrosus (honeycomb rockfish)
Lineage: Eukaryota; Metazoa; Chordata; Actinopteri; Perciformes; Sebastidae
Product: rho guanine nucleotide exchange factor 26-like
Exons: 15
Coding region: 373-3495 (1040 amino acids)
Biological process (GO): activation of GTPase activity
Molecular function (GO): guanyl-nucleotide exchange factor activity; protein binding
Source: RefSeq, a predicted model, not a curated record